UUAUUCAUCUACGGAUAUUUCGACCAACGAAAUACGGAUAUUACAUAUUUUCUUUUCAUCUGGCAACACUGUAAAGUGGUAAACACAGGUGAUGGUUAUUCGUUAUUAUUUGAGAAAUUUAUUGUGAAUAUGAAAGAAGAUUCUCUAGUAUGUCUUCCUGGUCAAAGACUUUCAAUAUGCGAUAAAAUCUAUACAUCGGGGCAAGGAACUUAUGAAAGAAAGGGUUAUAUAUAUUCCAUGUUAGGUGGUGUAGUAGAUAUUGUUGAAAAAAAUGGACUAAAAGUAUUGGAAGUUCAUAGUAAUGGGCAAAAUACAGUUAUACCUAGUCAAGGAGAUAUUGUUACAGCAGAAGUUUAUAUAAUAACACAGCAACACGCAAAAUGUCAUAUAAAAUGUAUAGGUAAUACUGUUCUUAAAAGUUCUUUUAGAGCUAUUAUUAGAAAGGAGUAUGUGAGAGUGACAGAAAAAGACAAGGUUGAAAUAUAUAAAAGUUUUAGACCUGGGGAUAUAAUAUUAGCCAGAGUGCUUCCAAUAACAGAGGCUCAUUCCUACCAAUUAUCUACGGCUGAGAAUGAAUUAGGAGUUGUUAUAGCUCAUAGUGAACAUGGAUAUCCAAUGAUUCCAGUAAGUUGGACUGAAAUGCAGUGUCCGAAAACCUUAGUUAAAGAACCAAGAAAAGUAGCUAAAGUUGUUCCUGAAAAUAUGACUACAGAUAUAUUAAGUGUUUUGCAAAAUAAUGUUUAAGUAUUUUAAUUAACAUAUAAUUUUCUAAUAUACUUUUGAAGUUUU
This is a messenger RNA of Sitophilus oryzae (rice weevil), 789 nucleotides long. It is a transcript of the gene Csl4, whose product is annotated as exosome complex component CSL4. The transcript is spliced from 4 exons. Bases 130 to 744 code for a protein of 204 amino acids. Gene Ontology annotation, cellular component: cytoplasm; nuclear exosome (RNase complex). Gene Ontology annotation, molecular function: RNA binding. Gene Ontology annotation, biological process: RNA processing. Lineage: Eukaryota; Metazoa; Arthropoda; Insecta; Coleoptera; Curculionidae. The record is from RefSeq and is a predicted model, not a curated record.